GCUCUGCUAUCUAUGAUUUAAUGACAAGAUUUAAAACUUUAAAGAUGUCUAAAGUUGCUUCAUGACACUUUGCAAGAGUAGGCAAUCUUGGUAAAGGUUUAAUUCAGAUUUUUUAUUUUUAUUUUUUUAUUUAUGCUUUUUGUGUCAAAACAAAAAAGAAAGACAUAUUCACAGGUGUAAAUGGUCUAUUAUCAUAGGAGAAAAGUUUGGUUAAGGAGUUAAAAUAAAAGGGGUGAAUUCCAGAAAAACAAUCCACAGUUGUUCAUUGGCUAGCUCAGUGACAGCGACCAGUAUAAAUCUCGCACCGAGCACGAGUUCUUGUUCAAAAUCAUGGCAAAGAGCGAUUAAAGGUCGAUGUUAGUGAUCGUAAUUAGUUGACAAUCAUAUUCCUGCUCAGGUGUUUGGAUGACAUUGUUAGAAAAGGUAAGUUGGAAACUUUAUCCAUUAUUAUUGUUUUAAUAUUUUCGAAAGAGCUUAUAUCUAAAACAAAUGAACACGUUAUCCAUACAACAAUGUGUGCUUAUCACGUUAUUAAUUAAGUUAAAUGGUAAAUAAACACAAUUUUAAUUCGACACACGAUGCUACGAAUAAAUUCAGAAGUCGAGACACUUAAAUUUGGGCCUCUCGAGCCGAUUACAUUGGAAGAGUCAAAUACUAUAUAGAUUCAGUCACCUAAUUUUAGUCUUAGUUAACCAAUUUAGUGCAAAAUUUGGAAAACGAUUUAAUGCUAGCCUGUCAUUAAUGCUGUCAGUCACUGACAGCCUGUCGAAAUUUACCAUCAUUUAAUAAUUAUUAUUCAUUUGUAUUUUUCACGGAGUUUUAAGAUAUUAUAUGAUUAAGUAUUUAUUUAAUAUUAAAUUUAUUCAGUUAUGCACUGUUAAAUAACGCAAUGCAGCCCAUAUGGCUAGCCAACAACAGAAAGCCAUGACAAAGCUUGGAUUUUCUUACGUUAUAUCGUUAUUUCGCACACAAUAAUUUUUUCUCUCUUGCAGUAACCCCAUUUUAUUUUUUAAACAUGGGCGACUGCUGUGAGGAUCUCUCAGAUUACGAAAUCUUGGCAGAAAUUGGCCAAGGCGCCUACGGGAAGGUGUACAAGGCCCGAGAGAGCCGUGAGCGACAGCGCCUCGUAGCGGUGAAAAGACUGAACAUCCCCGAGGACCCGGACACGGGCAUCCCUCAGUUCAUGAUAAGAGAAGUGUCACUUCUGCGAAAAAUAGAGCAUUUCAACCACCCAAACGUAGUAAAGUUACUGAAUGUAUCAGCUGGAUGGCAGAACCAGAACUUUGACCUGACGUUGGUGUUUGAGUAUAUCGACCAGGACUUGUCCACAUUUCUCACCAGAGCGUCAGAGAAGGGCCUGACCAGAGACAAAAUAAAGGAUGUUAUGCGUCAGCUUCUCAGCGGUCUUGACUUUCUCCACACUAACACUGUGAUUCACCGGGACCUGAAGCCGGACAACGUGUUAGUGAGCAGUCGAGGGGAGGUCAAGAUUGCCGACUUCGGUCUUGCCAGGAUAUACACUUACCAUAUCGCCCUCACCCCAUGUGUUGUGACUCUGUGGUACAGGGCUCCAGAGGUCCUGCUUCACUCCAGUUACAUGUCUUCAGUGGAUGUGUGGAGUGCUGGUUGUAUCUUUGCAGAGCUUUUUCUGUUGAGGCCUUUGUUUUGUGGAUACACAGAGAUCCAGCAGCUGCAAAAGAUCUUUGAGAUUAUUGGUUUACCUGGUGAAGAUGACUGGCCCAUGGAAAGCCCUGUCUGCUACAGUCCUGCCUGGGCCAAGAAAGAGUCUACAACACAACUACUCCCCAGCCUAGCCAAUGAGGAGAAUGACUUACUCAAUGUUUGACAUUCAAUCCAGCUCAUCGCAUCUCGGCCUACAGAGCUUUGGCCCACCCUUACCUGGCAGCUGAACAUUGAUGAGUGAAGAAGGCGGAGUCAAAAAUUGAGACUGGGCUCCUCCCACCCAACCAGACUGGGGUCCACCAAGAAUUUUUUUUAUUGUUUAAAUAAAACAUUUUACAGAUUUAUUUAAUCUGUAAGAUUAAAUGUCUCAAAAAUAUUACAAAAAAUUUCAUUUAUAUUUUUUAUAAUGGAAAAAACAGAGUCCAGUACUGUAUGAUCACUGAUGAAAUUGUUUGAUUUGAUUAAGUUAAAUUUAAUUGAUGAUACCAAGCAUCUAGGGGCUUUGUGUGUGGAUCUUUUCUCUUUUCAAACUUGAGGCACAAAUAUUCUUAGUGAAUGUGAACAUACUACUGAUACUCUGUGUUUAAAAAAACACUCAACAAUUAUUUGAGCUUAUUAUUUUUAGCACUUUGUUCAUACAUUUAUGGAACUUCGGAAUGAAAUGCAGCAUUAAUUGUUGCUUUAAACUUGUUUUUUUGAACUCAUGAGAACAACUUUGUAAUAAUGACAUAUGUGUGUGCAUUUCAGCACAACUGGUUGUUUAAUUUCAGUGAGUACAUUUUAUGUCAUCCAGUUAGUUUUAAUGUGCUAUUUUAAAGUUCUUUUCAAAAAGUUCUUUUUCUGCGUUGUUUUGUAAGUAAAUAAAAAAGGCCUAUAUUGAAAGUUUUUUUUUUCAAAGGCAAACAAUGUUUUGAGUUCUGAUCAAAUUGUUUGAAGUUUUGUUUUUUGUUCCUCUUUGAUGAAUUUUAUGUAAGCAUAAACUAGAGCCAACAGCGCCUGUCUGUUGUUGAAUAGAUUAAUGUUGCUUUGCUUCAACAAGCUUGGUUUUGACAUUGUUUUGACCUUUCAGUGUAAUUAACAGAAAUCUUUAAAAAAAAAAAAAAAGUUAUUGUUGUAACCUUUCAAUGUAUUUAACAAAUUGUUUUAUUUAUUUUUUAUUUUAUUUUUACAUUUGUUCAGUUUCAAUACUUAAUUUAAUGGACAUUUAAUCAUUUAGCAGCUUUAUAAGUGGCACCUCGGUAAUAAAAAUGCAACAACAUUUUUUUGCAUUGGUUCCUAAUAACACUGUCACAUUUCAUUUGAGGUAAUUUCAUCUGAAUGCAAAAGAGCCAAUAUGAAUCUCACGCUCCCUGUCCAGCUGCCCACAGUUGUGGAAAGUGACCACUGGGAGGCACUAAUGCCUCACUAAAAUCACUAAUGAAAAAGUCAUUUUUCCACUAGCACACAUGCCAUCCAUUUAAAACCGAUUUAGUUCCAAUAUAUGGUGUGAAAGCUCAUGAUUUUACACCCCACCACCCACACCACACACACCUUAAUUUUUUUUAUCUUUACCUGUUUGUGGUAGUUAUUUUGUUUACUAAGUAGUAUGCUUAGUUCAGCCCUUUAAUAAGCAGAGUGACCCCUUAAAAUGGA
This is a messenger RNA of Myxocyprinus asiaticus (Chinese sucker), 3315 nucleotides long. It is a transcript of the gene cdk21, whose product is annotated as cyclin-dependent kinase 21. The transcript has 7 exons. Gene Ontology annotation, biological process: protein phosphorylation; G1/S transition of mitotic cell cycle; signal transduction. Lineage: Eukaryota; Metazoa; Chordata; Actinopteri; Cypriniformes; Catostomidae. Gene Ontology annotation, molecular function: ATP binding; cyclin binding; cyclin-dependent protein serine/threonine kinase activity. Bases 1016 to 1846 code for a protein of 276 amino acids. Gene Ontology annotation, cellular component: cytoplasm; cyclin-dependent protein kinase holoenzyme complex; nucleus. The record is from RefSeq and is a predicted model, not a curated record.